CGGAUCUGCUGAACUCCACAACCAUUCCCAUUCCCACUUCACGACCCCCCCGCCUUCUGAUCGCCAUCCACCACCGACCACCCAUCAUCGCUCUUCCACCGCCGCCUCACCCUGCGCCCCGCUGCUGCGACAUCGCCAAACAUCAUUUCGCCGCACGACGGCCGGCACAGACCCCAGCGGCACGACUCAGAAGCACACACGGACACAGCAUCAGCAGCGAACCCUCGAACUCAAUCAGCGACGGACAGUCACGCCUGCCAAGACGACACUCUCGAACUUCCACUGCCUCCGCGCACCUCGCCGCCCGCCGGCACAUGUCCACUUGCGCGCCCAGGGCUGAGGGCUGCUCGUGAGCCUGGUCGUCCCGGCCAGUUUCCAUGCCCGCCAUGACGUCCGCGCUCGAUGACGAGGAUCUGGCACUGUCGAUAGCACCAACACCUGCCGGACGCCGCAACUCACGCGAUGACCGACCGCAACAGCAGCCUCAGCCGCCUCAGGCGCAUUCGGCAACGCCGGUCAUGCGCUCGUCGGCGAAUCCACAGCAUGUCAAAGCAAUGACUAGACUGGGCCAGUACAAUGUGGUCAAGACGCUGGGAGAAGGGUCAUUCGGCAAGGUGAAGCUCGCCACGCAUGCUGUCACUGGCCAGAAGGUGGCGCUGAAAAUAAUAUCUCGGCGCAAGCUGGUGACGCGAGAUAUGGCAGGGCGUAUCGAACGUGAGAUACAGUAUCUCCAACUGCUACGCCAUCCACACAUCAUCAAGCUGUACACCGUCAUCACCACGCCUACUGAUAUCAUCAUGGUGUUGGAGUAUGCCGGUGGUGAGCUAUUCGACUAUAUUGUGCAGCACGGCAAGAUGCAGGAACGGAAGGCCCGAACAUUCUUCCAGCAGAUAAUAUGCGCUGUGGAGUACUGCCAUCGCCACAAGAUUGUGCACCGCGAUCUCAAACCAGAGAAUUUGCUGCUUGACGACCAACUCAAUGUCAAGAUUGCCGAUUUCGGAUUGAGCAAUAUCAUGACUGAUGGCAAUUUCCUCAAAACGAGCUGUGGUAGCCCAAACUACGCCGCGCCAGAAGUCAUUAGCGGUAAGCUGUAUGCCGGUCCAGAGGUAGACGUUUGGAGUUGUGGUGUCAUUCUCUACGUCUUGCUUGUUGGAAGGUUGCCAUUCGACGACGAGUACAUUCCGGCGCUUUUCAAGAAGAUUGCUCAAGGCCAGUACCAUAUACCUCCAUAUCUAUCACCAGGCGCGACGCGGUUGAUCAAAUCGAUGUUGCAAGUCAACCCAGUGAACAGGAUUGGAAUCGCAGACAUUCGCUUGGAUCCGUGGUUCCAGGAGGACCUUGCCGAGUAUCUUGCUGUUCCCCCGGAGGAAUCCUUCGACACUGGUGUUGACCCAACCAAGUCCAUUGAUCCUGCUACGCUUGGAAAGGGCAAGCCUGCUGUCGUUCAGGAGAAGAUUCAUCAAAGCGUUGUCGGCAAGCUUGGCAAGACAAUGGGUUAUGCUGCAGAUGAUGUGCAAGAAGCAUUACAGAAGGACGAGCCGAGUGCCAUCAAAGAUGCGUAUCUGAUCGUACGAGAGAACGUGAUACAGGCGGCAAAUCCUGCACUGCAAAGAGCCAUCCCAGAUUAUCCAAACUCGCCGCCCGUUAAUCCCGGAAGUCUACUCGCAAUGACUCCACCGCCUAAGAAGCAGCCUACUCCCACGCCUCAACGAAGGCCUGCGCAAUCGCCUCUGGACCACCCGCGCCAUGGCUCCACUGGAUCUGGCUCGCUUAUGGAAGCACGCUCGCCUGCGUCCACCAUCGCGAUUCUGCCUUCAUCGUUACCUAGCUACCACGCGGCAUAUAUGCGAGGUCAUAUUAACAAAUCGCAAUCUCCAACUACGGGCGACGACGACCCUGAAGGGAAGCCACGUACCAAAGAGGAACAGGAGGCCACUGCAAGGCGACUCAAACCACAUAGCAGAAGCUCUACAAAUCUUGCUCGAAGCGACAAACCCGAUCUCGAUAUGACAAAAAUACCAGAAGGCAGGCCGAAGAAGCAGCGACCGACCAAAUGGCAGUUUGGCAUCAGGAGUCGUAACUCUCCUGCUGAAGCCAUGUUGGCAAUUUAUCGCGCGUUGCACAAAAUGGGAGCCGUCUGGGAAGUACAGCCGCCAAAGGAGCACGAAUCUGGCAGUGGGGACGCAAGUCCAGAGCGUGGCAGUGACAACAGAACCCGCAGCAACAGUCCGGAGUAUAGUGAUUCCGACCCUGGCUCGGGGACAGAUCCUGAGUACGCGACCCAUGAGGAGCAAGAACGGCGACGUGCAAAGCGCCGUCAAAAUGGCGAGAACGUCCGCGGGAGAGAGCGAUAUGGACGCUGGAAUGAUUAUGGCUAUGAGAACAUUCCGGAAGACCCUUGGAUCAUCAAUGCUCGAUUCAAGAAGGAGGGCAUGUUUCCGCCGGGUGUUCCACAUCCUGCUUCCGCGCACAGCUCUCAGGUCAACCUGCACCACGAUCAGAGGAAGUCGAAUUCGGCAGCUGUGUCUAUGACGGGCAACAGCUCCGGACACCAUACUCCGAGCUUGAGUGCCAGCGCCGAAAACAUUGCUGCGACUGGUCCUGCUCACGGCAGCGCGGCCGGGUCCCUUCGCAACUCCAUUGCAGGCAGCGAAGUACCGAAGGCACAAGAGAGUGUCUGGGUGUACAUGACAAUCCAGCUGUACGCGAUAGAAAAAGACUUCUACCUCGUGGAUUUCAAGUGUGCGGGUUACGAAAGACUUAUACGCCGGUACAGCUAUGAAACCAGCGGCAGUAACGAAAGCGAUGCGAUCCGCGUGGACAACGCACCGGAUGGUUAUGAUUCUGAGGAUGUGGAGGUCGACGAAGCUGGAGAAGAAUUGAUCGGCGCUGGUCGCACUGGGGAUGAGAAGGAGAUUACUAGUCCCUUCCCCUUCUUAGACGUGGCGAGUAGGCUUAUCAUAGCAUUGGCUGAGGCGAACGAUUAGAUAGAUGCGAACUGGCAACAGGACAAAGAUGCAUUGCAUUUUUCAAGCGAGCUGGUCAGGCUAGCUAUGAUAUACAAUUGACAUGAGAAUUCAUAGCCUAUCUUUCUCCCACGAGGGAGCUCGGAAAGUUGGAGCAAUGGAGGGUUUGCCAUUGCCUUGCAUUGCACAUAGCCUUACGCACGGACACUACGAUCUUGUAUAGGCAGUGGAAGAUCGGCACAACAAGCACUUCCAAGCUUCGUUGCGAUGGUGAAUCUUGCCUUCUCAGGCGUUCGUCGAGCAUCCAAGCCAGCUUUUUGAAUCUUG
Molecule: messenger RNA, 3293 nt
Organism: Cercospora beticola
Lineage: Eukaryota; Fungi; Ascomycota; Dothideomycetes; Mycosphaerellales; Mycosphaerellaceae
Biological process (GO): intracellular signal transduction; protein phosphorylation
Cellular component (GO): cytoplasm
Molecular function (GO): ATP binding; protein serine/threonine kinase activity
Source: RefSeq, a predicted model, not a curated record